CAAUGAGAGAGAGAGAGAAGGGAGGAGGAGAGAAAGGAGAGAAAGACACAGGAUAGAGGGAUAAAGGCUGAUAAGGCUGCACCAAACAGACAGCCGGUUACAGUGGAGAGAAAGAGAGUGAGUGGAGCUGUGUCUUCACCCAACAGUGUGAUUCUGCUGCAGCUUCUCUCUCUGUCACUGACUGACUGACUGACCCAACACAGAUGAUGUCAUCAGAGCAUCUGACCUGCGGUUGGCUGCAGCAGCUCCUCGUUGUACUUCUGAAGCUUUGCCUCACUUUUGCUGGGCCUUUGCGACCACUCAAUGGGACAGAAUGCACAGCCAAGGGCCCUGCUUCCUACAUCCUGGUCUUUACAGGUCACUGGAGCCCACAGGCUUUCCCCAAGCAGUAUCCACUCUUCCGGCCCCCUGCACAGUGGUCCAAACUCAUAGCGGUAAGCCAUAAUCGUCAUUUUCGGCUAUGGGAGGAGGGUGCUCCAGCUGGUACAGGAGUGCAGAACUUCUCUGAAAUUGGGGUGACAGUGGAGCUGAUGAAGGCGGCCAAGGACGCCAGGAAGAGACGAGCGGUCGGCGCCAUGUACCGAACGGCAGGCAUCCCUGACGGCAUCGGGCACAGCUCCACAGAGUUGAUCAUUCAGCCCCGGAGCUCACUGUUGUCCCUGAUGGUGAAGAUCAUCCCCAGUCCCGACUGGUUUGUUGGUGUGGACAGCCUGAACCUCUGUGAGGGCAGCCAGUGGAAACAGGAAGUGACCGUUGACCUCCAUCCUUAUGAUGCAGGGACAGACAGCGGAUUCACUUUCUCUUCUCCCAACUUCCCCACCAGCCCCCCAGAAAACAUCACAAAGAUCACAUCUGAGAUGCCGAACCAUCCUGCCAACUCCUUCUACUACCCACGUUUAAAGGACCUUCCACCUAUAGCCAGCAUAAGGAUCACGCAACAGAGCCGAUCAUCUGACCGUCAAACCCCAAUGUCCAAUCAUAUUCUGCCAAACUCUAUCAGUCCCCGGCGCUUCUCAGCAACACCAUUGGACUGUGAAGUGUCUCUCUGGUCAUCCUGGGGCUUGUGUCUUGGUCCCUGCUCCAGAGGCGGUGUCCGCCACCGCACGCGUUACAUCCUCUUGCGGCCGGCCAAUGCUGGCGUCCCCUGCCCUGAGCUGGAGGAACAGACUGAAUGCGUAUCACACAACUGUAGGAGACUCCAGUAACCCACAAGCACAGAUACUGCCAGUACUCAACACUGGGACUCUCACGUUAUUACUGCUGAGAAAUGUUGCUGCAUCUUGAGUAUCUCCUUGGAUAAUGCAAAGUGUGUUUGUCGCAGUCAAAUUGUGGCAAUGAAAGACUUGCCUGUGCAGCUCUUUAGUUUUAGAGCGUUCACUCCUCUGGGUGUAUCAUAAUGGCAAUAAACGGAAAUUGAAGUGUAGCAGAGCGUUGGACAGUUAUGUUUGAGAUAACACUUUGAAUGUGCUCAGAUAAAAAGAGAUUUUUAAUAAAUUGUCGUCGAUGCAGGAUAGAAAAAUUGAGAGGAGGUUGCAUGACACGUGUUUCCACUCAAAGACUUAUUAUUUGUUUGUUCAUUACCAAAAACAUGUGCAUAUAAUCUGUACACUGAUAGUGGCACACUAGAGUCACAAACCUUCCACACACUCUUACAUGUAUGCACACAAAGGUCCUUGCACAUACUGCAUACUUUUACAGGCACGGCGGCAUUAGUUUACUUAGGGAACCUAACCUAUGCUUGGCACAUGCAGCUCUUUCAAAAUAACCUCACACCCCGGUUUUUAAAUAUCACCUUUCAAAAGAAACACCUAAUAGCUGACUUGUGGCUUUGAGCUAGUCCAAAGAAGCUGGCCUAUUUUAUAAUUUUUUUUAGAAAGGUUUUUAUAGAAAGAAAGAAAAAUAUUUGUAUUAUUAUCUCUUUUGAUAUUUUAAUGUUGAGAUUUUGUAUAUACUGUAUGUAAUGUAUCCUUUCUUGUAUAACUCAUGAAUAAAUAUGGAGGUGUGUUUUUCAAAUAGAAAA
This is a messenger RNA of Cottoperca gobio, 2020 nucleotides long. RefSeq names its product spondin 2a, extracellular matrix protein (gene spon2a). NCBI's taxonomy places the organism in Eukaryota, Metazoa, Chordata, Actinopteri, Perciformes, Bovichtidae. The coding region runs from base 204 to 1205 and encodes 333 amino acids. The record is from RefSeq and is a predicted model, not a curated record. Gene Ontology annotation, cellular component: extracellular matrix. Gene Ontology annotation, biological process: cell adhesion. The transcript has 6 exons.